Molecule: messenger RNA, 3221 nt
Organism: Ictalurus punctatus (channel catfish)
Lineage: Eukaryota; Metazoa; Chordata; Actinopteri; Siluriformes; Ictaluridae
Gene: adam8b
Product: ADAM metallopeptidase domain 8b
Exons: 23
Coding region: 106-2640 (844 amino acids)
Biological process (GO): proteolysis; positive regulation of membrane protein ectodomain proteolysis; inflammatory response
Molecular function (GO): cell adhesion molecule binding; metalloendopeptidase activity
Source: RefSeq, a predicted model, not a curated record
GUCACCACUCUAAGGGGGCGUGGCUUUGCGCCAAAGCGUGUUUUCAGUCUUCCCCAUUCUUUAUCUCAGAGAAUAAACUAUGCGCGCUUAUGAACUUGAAGAACCAUGCGUUAUAUCGCUGUCAUCUUUUGCUGUCUGUGUGACUGGGGAAGCUUCACUGAAAUACCUUCAAUGAGUCAUGUUGACAGGUAUGAUGUAGUGAGACCUCAACGACUCGAGCACCACAAGCAUGUCAGUAAACAGGCUUUGGAAUCCAACAAACAUGAAAAGUAUCCUGAGAAACUUCUAUAUCAGUUGUUCUUUAAUGGAAAUAAUCAUACAGUUCACUUGCAAAAGAACAGAUUUCUCAUUGGACCCAAUUACACUGAAAUACGUUAUGAAGCAGACGGAUCAACUGUGAUCACAUCUCCAAAGCUUGACCACCACUGUUAUUAUCAUGGCCAUAUUGAUGGAAUAGAGGAUUCCUCAGUGAGUGUUGGAGUCUGCUCUGGCAUGAGAGGUUUUAUAAGGACUGAAAAGCAGAUGUACCUGAUCGAGCCCCUGAGUGACAACAAUGAGGGAGACCAUGCAUUCUAUAAGCAGGAAUACCUGAGGAAGAAGAGGAGUGCUUAUGGAGACUCCGCUAUCACAGUUUAUGAUAAGGAACCCAGAAAUUCAGCCCACUUCAAACGCAGCAGCUGGAAGAUGAAGACUGUAUUUCAGACCCAGAGAUACGUGGAGCUGUUUCUUGUGGUUGACAAUAGUGAAUACAGAAGAUUCAAGUCAAAUGACGAGAUGGUACGGGCAAGGAUGUUGGAAGCCAUAAAUCAUGUUGAUAAGUUCUAUCGUCCACACGGUAUCCGUGUGCUGCUGGUGGGCUUGGAGGUGUGGAAUGUAGAAGAUCAGAUCAUGGUCAGUGUGAGUGAGAGUGACACUCUAACCAGAUUUAUUCAGUGGCGUCAGAAGGAGCUGCUCAAAAGAGUCAAGCAUGACAAUGCACAAUUCGUAACUGGUGCCGAUUUUUUGGGUAGCACCGUAGGGUUGGCAAACAAAUUUGCAAUGUGCACUAAAGCCUCUGGAGGUGUUAAUCAGGAUCAUAGCACGAGUCCGCUGGGCUUGGCCGCAACCAUCGCACAUGAGAUGGGCCACAACAUGGGUAUGUCCCAUGAUGAACAGGGCUGCACUUGUGGCCUUUCAGACUGCAUUAUGACUGAAGUUGUAAACUCAGCUGCCUCAGUGUUCCCAGCGCUGUUCAGUGAUUGCAGUCUUGAUCAACUGAGUACAUUUCUGGAGAAUGCCAACCCCAGAUGCUUGCUGGACCACCCCAGCUCAGACAGAAUUUAUGGUGGACCCGUCUGUGGCAAUGCUUUCCUCGACUCUGGGGAGGAGUGUGACUGUGGGACAGUAGAAGAGUGCAAAAAUAGAUGUUGCAAUGCCCAAACCUGCAAAUUGACCGAAGGAUCUCAGUGUGCACAGGGCGAGUGCUGCGAAAACUGCCAGAUAAAACAAGCCGGCAGUCUGUGUCGGGCCUCUGCGAAUGAGUGUGAUCUGGAUGAGUACUGCACAGGAACGUCUGAACAGUGUCCAGAAGACAGCUUUAAAAUGAAUGGGAUACCUUGCCGUCAUGAAGAUAGUUACUGCUACAAUGGUCAAUGUCCAACUCAUCUCCAGCACUGCCAGAGACUGUGGGGAAAAGAUGCCAAAGUGGCUACAAGUGGAUGCUUUUUAAGGAAUACAUUAGGGAAAAAUGAUUCCCACUGUGGAAGGAGCAAAGAUGGCUACAGAAGAUGUGCAGAAAAAGAUAUAUACUGUGGAACAAUAUUUUGCACCGGGGGAAAUAAGUAUCCCAUUACCGGUCUAAAAGCUCAGUUGUUGAUGAUAACCGGAGAGAUAUGCAACAUAGUCGGGGAGAGAUCUGAGGAAGAGAACCUAAGCAUGGUACCUACAGGAACAAAAUGUGACCAGAACAAAGUCUGCUUUCACAACACGUGCCAGGAUGUGAAAGUGUACGGUGGGAGUGAAGACUGCUCAGGGAAAUGUAGCGGACAUGGGGUUUGUGAUCAUCGAAAGCGUUGUCACUGUGAGCCGGGAUGGGCUCCACCAUACUGCGAUGUCAAAUAUGCAGACCUGCCUUCUGUAAAAAAUACGACGAUCAUCGGCAUCUUGGUUGCAGCUGCAGUCCUACUACUAUUGGCAGUAGGAUUUGGAACUUGGAUUUAUUGUAAAAAGAGAAAGGGCACUGGAUCGAGGCAUCGAACAAAAGCUGACCCAGAGCAGUCGAAUGCUCUUUUUGAGAACCCCGGAGCAAAACGAACGCUUUUAAAGGAUCGUCUCGAGAUCAGCGAGCCUGCUUUUAUAAGUUCGACCGUGACCCAGUCCGCGUACACAGUCAUGCCGACACGGACAGCUCCGCGACCUCCUCUUAAAAAGUCGGACCCACAGCCACCUCAGACAGCUCCACCCAUUCCAGAGGCACUAAUGAAGCCUCUGCCUCCUUCUAAGCCUCCAUGUCCUGCUGAUGCGAAACCGGUGAGCAGACCGGCUCGUCCUCCUGUGGUUGUAGUAAAGCCGACUGUAGGCACUGGAUCCUGGAAAAAGCCAGAGACUGAAAGAGAGGAACUGAAAACGGCACAGAGGCCUCUGACUAUUCCAAGGAGAUGACUAUGAAAGGAAUCAUCAUGUAAUGUAGAUCGAUAAUGAAUUUUCGGUCCGUUGGGUGUAUGAGUGACUCAUAACACAUCUGCGGAGUGGUGACACAUCAGAACUGCGUCUGUGCAGUCGUGUCCUUUUUUUCGUGCUCGUCCUCCAAUGCAGAGAGGAACAUUACUCUGAAUUAUGCUUGACUGAAGGUAUUAUUAAAAUUCCAUCCUCUAUAUUGUAAUGGAAGUAUUGCCUUUACAGCAUGGGUACCACUUUAAAGACCAAACCUGUACUUUUGUUUUUAAGUCUUCAGACACAGGAGAUUCAAACAUAUUUAUAUAUUUAUAUACUACACUGAAUAACUUAGUCUCAAUUCCAGUCAGAACACUGGACAUAUAUUAUCUUAGACAUAGUUCUAGUUAAAGUCUUAAUUAUAAUUUGGGUUAUUUAUUAUUGUUGAUAAUUUCACUCUUAGAGUAAAAAUAAACUGCCCUUUUGUGAGUAUUGUGUCUAAUAUUUUAAUUUUAUUUUAUUGGUACAUAUUGGUACUUUUUAAUAUUCUUUAUACAUUAAAAUGACAUGGUUGAAGAAGUUGUUCCUAA